AUGGCGGAAGUUGCAGCCACAGUGAUCACGUCCCUAGCUGAGGAUUAUCUGUUGAAGGAGAAACUUCAAUUGAAUGGUGCUUCUGAGGAAACCCUUUUUGUUGAAGGAGACAGUAAUAAUGAGCAAGCCAGGAAAAUUCUUGUUGGUGAAGGUGAAAGCUCGGAUGAAGAAAAACUAGAGAUUAAGCUUGAGACAGCACCAGCAGAUUUUCGAUUUCCAACUACUAAUCAAACGAGGCAUUGUUUUACCCGAUAUAUUGAGUAUCACAGGUGUAUUGCUGCAAAGGGUGAAAGUGCUCCAGAAUGUGACAAAUUUGCAAAGUACUAUCGAUCUCUUUGCCCUGGAGAAUGGGUUGAGAAAUGGAAUGGGCAAAGGGAGGAUGGCACAUUUGCAGGACCAUUAUAGAUUUUUCCUGUUGAAUAAAUCGGCAUGACAAUUCAGUAAGGUUCAGA
Impatiens glandulifera is the source of this 452-nucleotide messenger RNA. Its product is annotated as cytochrome c oxidase subunit 6b-3-like. The transcript is spliced from 5 exons. The coding region runs from base 1 to 405 and encodes 134 amino acids. NCBI's taxonomy places the organism in Eukaryota, Viridiplantae, Streptophyta, Magnoliopsida, Ericales, Balsaminaceae. Gene Ontology annotation, cellular component: respiratory chain complex IV; mitochondrion. The record is from RefSeq and is a predicted model, not a curated record.